AUGGCGCUACGAUUCCAUUUUAGCGGGAAAGCUGAAUGACACGACACUGCCGAAGUAAAUCCUGUAUUGUAAGACGCAAACCAUUUGUUUCUUUUCUUCUUAAGUGCUUAAUUUUCCACAAUUAUGGGCAGUCAAGCUCUUUGAACCUUGUUGCCUUAACUUCCGUGCCAAUCGCAUUAACAUCGUUAGAGCGCUCACAGGUGACUUCCACGCACCGGUCCUUCCGUGGAGGUGUCCAGUGUGACUACAUCGUUCAUUGGCACAGGAUGUCCGCAACAGAACUAAGAGAGUUGCUGAAGGGACGGACAGCGUCCCGUGAUGUCCAGAGUAGCCGAAGCACACUGGAGGACCCAGACCGUGGGAAAUGGGGCAGCAAAACGGAGUUCAUCCUGUCCUGCCUGGGGUACGCCAUUGGCAUUGGCAAUGUGUGGCGAUUUCCCUAUCUCUGCUACAGGAACGGUGGAGGAGCGUUUCUGGUACCCUACCUGCUGAUGCUGGUUCUAUGUGGCAUACCCCUGUUCUUCAUGGAGACGACACUGGGCCAAUUUGCCAGCACCGGCUGCAUCACCCUCUUCAGGAUUUGCCCCCUUCUCAAAGGUACUGGAUUCGCCAUCGUGAUCGUGAACAUCAUCUGCACCAUGUACUACAACGUCAUCAUCUCCUACCCGAUCUACUUCCUGGUCAUGUCUCUGAGGUCGAAACUUCCCUGGGAAGACUGCAACCAUGAAUGGAACACAGACAAAUGCUUGAAGCUUGGUACCAAAAUGGAUGAAACAGACAACAACACACAAACGUCCUCGGGAGACCUCACCAACUUUUCGACAGUAUGGAAGACACCAGCUGACGAGUUCUUCCACCACAAGAUACUGCAGAUUUCUGAUGGGAUCGACAGUCCAGGAACUGUAGUCUGGGAACUGCUUCUCUGCGACAUGGUUUCAUGGAUAGUGAUCUUCUUGUGCAUCAAAAACGGAGUCAAGUCAGUGGGCAAGGUGGUGUAUUUCACCGCCACUUUUCCUUUCGCGAUCCUGUUCGUGCUGUUUGUGAGGGGCGUGACGCUGCCCGGUGCGUGGGAGGGCAUCCGUUUCUACAUAUCCCCACAGUGGGACCAACUCCUCAAUAUCAAGGUGUGGGCAGAUGCUGCAGUGCAGAUAUUCUAUUCUCUUGGUCCAGGGUGGGGAGGCAUUGUCAACAUGGCAAGCUACAACAGGUUCCACAACAACAAUAAGUGGGACUCUAUCUUUGUGCCCAUGGUGAAUUGUGGCACGAGUAUUUUUGCUGGCUUUGUGGUAUUCUCUGUGCUUGGUUUUAUGUCCCACAAAACAGGCAUCCCUGUGGCCACAGUCGCUACUGGAGGUCCUGGUCUAGCCUUUGUGACAUAUCCUGAAGCGAUAACUAUGUUACCACUGCCACAACUGUGGGCAGUUCUUUUCUUCUUCAUGCUGUAUCUACUUGGGAUGGAUAGCUUGUUUGUUCAAAUUGAAGCCAUCAUCUCCAGUGUGACAGAUGCAUAUCCAAAACUAAGGAAGCACAAGCAACAUGUGACAGCCAUGUCAUGUUUUGUAAUGUUCCUUGGAUCACUGUCUUGUGUUACUAAUGGUGGAAUGUAUGUCCUGCAACUUCUUGACUGGUAUGCAGCAUCCAUAUCAGUUAUAUUCAUAUGCAUAGUUGAAGUAGUUAUUGUCGGAUGGAUCUACGGUUGCUCAAAUUUCAUUCGUGACUUGGAGUUCAUGACUCAAGAAAAAGUUCAUGUGUGGUGGAAAAUGUCUUGGAAAUAUGUAACACCAACCAUUUUGGUGUUCAUUUUCAUGACAACAGUUGCAUUCAAUUCACCAGUCACUUACAAUGGAAAAAGGUAUCCUGAAUGGGCCCAUGCAUUGGGCUGGAUUGCAGCACUAGCCUCUAUGAUCUGCAUUCCUAUUGGAAUCAUCCUCAUGCUUGCAAUAUCACGUGGAACCCUAUAUCAAAGACUGAAAAAAAAUCUGUGGCCAAGCAGCAGUUGGGGGCCUGCAGUAGAGGAAGACCAUGCUGCCUGGAAGAGUCACAUAGCAAAGUGUACCACAGAUGAUUGUACAAGUACUUUGUCUUUCUCACAUCCACUGCCAUGCAGACUUAAACAUUAAAACGAUCUGUUGUGUCUAAACCCACACUGAUGAUCCCCAAUAAAAUCAUUCACAUAUGGAGUUAACAUCACAAAUAUUAUGGACAUCAUAAAUGAUUAUAGAAACCCCUGGUACUACCACAUCUCUUGAAUGAACAAUUGCACCCCAUACAAAAUAAUAAAAUAACAGGCUAAAGGAAAAUGCAAGAAAGGAAGACCCAUGAAAAGAUGGAAAGACCAAAUAAGUCUGGAGAUGGAACAGGCUCAAUAACCUAAACCGUGCUGUUUUUUAUGAUGAUGAUAUGGAGUUGAACUCGCCAGAAGAAUGUUUGAUAGAAUUUUGUUGAGGUUGAUAGUAGAGAAAUUCCUUGGUAAUUAGCAAACUCAGUCUUGUCCUCCUACUCAUUAAUAGGUAUAAUUAUGGAUUCCUUCUAUUGUUGUGGCAUCUCUUCCUUAUCCCAAAUUAACUGAAUUAGCUUAUGGUUCUCCAUAUCAAACAUUUGCCACCUGCCUUAAUUAAUUCUGCUGGAAUUUCAUCAAUACCUGGAGAUUUAUAACUUUGCAACCUUUUAUUGGCUUGUUCAACUUCAUCUAAACUAGGUUCUGGCACUAAUGGGUCAGCUGUAUGUAUUUUAAUCUGUCUAACAUCAUCAGUCCCAUGAACAUUUAAGAGCUGGUUAAAGAAAUUUUUCCACCAAUUCAAAAUUUUCAUUGGAUCUGCAAGUAAAUUCCCACUAUUAUUAUUCACCAAAUUAGUCUAAAGUUGAUAUCUUUUCUUAAAAUCAUUUAUGCUUCUGUAAAGAUAUCUGAUAUUUUUGUCCUUACUAUUUGUUUGAAGUUCAAUAAUUUUGCCCUUCAGAUAUUCACUUUCCUUAUUCCUAAAGGUCCUACUAACUUCACGUCUCACGUUCAUAGAUUAUCCAUAUUCAUUUUGUUUGGGUCCUGCAACCAUUGAAAUUGUGUUUGCUUCCUUCGAUCUAUUAAAUUUGAACAUUCUUCAUCAAA
Molecule: messenger RNA, 3103 nt
Organism: Zootermopsis nevadensis
Lineage: Eukaryota; Metazoa; Arthropoda; Insecta; Blattodea; Termopsidae
Gene: Ntl
Product: Neurotransmitter transporter-like
Biological process (GO): amino acid import across plasma membrane; sodium ion transmembrane transport; nitrogen compound transport
Cellular component (GO): plasma membrane
Molecular function (GO): amino acid:sodium symporter activity
Source: RefSeq, a predicted model, not a curated record